UUAAAAAAGCGAAAUAAGAAAGAAGUCAAAAUAAAAAUUAAACGGAAUAAGAAUUAAAGAAUAAAAAUUAAAAAGCAGAAUAACUAAAGAACAAACGGAAAAUAAGGGAAGAAACGAGAGGAAACUAUACCGAACUCUUCAAAAAUCCAGACACUCCGGGCAUUGUUCUCUCUUCUCACAGAGAAAAAGUGAUACCGGAAGUCGAAGAUAUCCAGAAACUUACGAAGUCGACCUUCGUUGAGCUUAAUUGAGAAUUUUUGUGCAUGUGUGCCUCUUUUGUGUCUGUGUGUAUAAGUGACGAUCCAAUGUUCGGAAUGGAACACGAUUGAACUGUGGCUGACAUGACCGGAAGUUUUUAGUGAGAUUCAGGUCGAGAUUAAUCGGUCUUUAUUAGUUUACAUCCGUUUCUCAAUUUUUCAUCUCUUCUUUCCCUUAUUUUUUUUUUUUUUUUUGCAAAUUUCGAGCUUCCCCACCCUUCAAUUUAUCAUCAAAUUAUUCACCUUUAAUUUUUCGGAGUGAUUCUCUAGUGGAGAAAAAAGAAAUUGAGUAGAAAAAAGAGAAGACACAAUGUCGAGAAGGGAGCUUUUAACGACAACUGCCGGAAGUCUUUUGCUUCUACUUCUUGUUCUUUGCGCAAAAGCUGACAAUUAUCAUUCCGAUGUUUCCCAAACGAGAGCAAUGAGAUAUUUGUCACAGUUUGGCUAUUUACCGCCAGUGAAUCCAACGAGUGGUGGAAUCAUUUCCGAACACACGAUGUCAAAAGCAAUUUCUGACUUUCAAUCAUUUGCUGGAUUAAACGUUACAGGAUUAUUGGACGAAGAAACUGCUGAAACCAUGACCUUACCAAGGUGUGGAGUUAAGGAUAAAGUUGGUGUUAGUUCUGAUGGCAGAUCCAAAAGAUAUGCACUUCAAGGUUCUAGAUGGCGAGUUAAAAAACUGACUUACAAAAUAAGCAAGUACCCGAGACUUUUAGACAAAGGAGCAGUCGAUAAGGAAAUUGCAAAAGCUUUUUCAGUCUGGUCGGAUUACACGGAUUUAACGUUCACUCCGAAAAAAUCAGGCCAAGUACACAUUGAGAUAAGAUUCGAACGCGGCGAACAUGGAGAUGGAGAUCCAUUCGAUGGUCCAGGUGGUACCCUGGCGCACGCCUAUUUCCCCGUUUACGGAGGUGAUGCACAUUUUGAUGAGGCAGAACACUGGUCCAUAAACAGCUACCGCGGUACAAAUCUCUUUCAAGUCGCAGCCCAUGAAUUUGGACAUUCUCUUGGCUUGAGUCACAGUGACAUCAAAUCUGCACUUAUGGCACCUUUUUACCGAGGUUACGACCCUAACUUUAUGCUAGACAGCGACGACAUCCAAGGAAUUCAAGCACUUUACGGAACAAAAUCAGACGAUAGUGGCAGUGAAACAAAUUACAAUCAUCGAACAACGUCAGCUCCUCCUGGUGAAGAGGAUCCUUUGUUGUGUUCUGAUCCCAAAGUGGAUACAAUGUUCAAUUCGGCCGAAGGUCAUACAUACGCAUUCAAAGGUCAAUACUACUGGAUGUUAACGGCCGAAGGUAUUGCUAGCGGCUACCCCAAACUCAUUAGUUCUUCCUGGAAAGGUUUACCAGGGAAUAUCGACGCUGCUUUUACGUACAAAAAUGGGAAGACUUAUUUCUUUAAGGGUUCAAAGUACUGGAGGUAUAUUGGGAAAAAAAUGGACGGCGAUUAUCCUAAGGAUAUUAGCGAGGGAUUUACGGGAAUUCCCGAUAACAUUGAUGCGGCAACUGUUUGGACUGGAAAUGGAAAAAUUUAUUUCUACAAGGGUACAAAAUUCUGGAGGUUCGAUCCAGCUCAACGACCACCUGUCAAGAGUACAUAUCCAAAAUUGAUUUCAAAUUGGGAGGGUGUGCCGGAUAAUAUGGACACAGCUCUAACAUAUCAUGGAUAUACGUAUUUCUUCAAAGGAAGCACUUACUAUCGAUUUAAUGACAGAACAUUUUCUGUGGAUACUGCUGAUCCUGCAUUUCCAAGAGCGACUGCGUAUUGGUGGUUCGGCUGCAGGGGAGCGAGCAAAGGAACGAUAGGUAAUAUUCAGUGGCAAAAUAAUGGUGUUUUGCCCUUUUUUUCUGGCAAUCUGGCAAAAUCUUCCAUGAAUUUCCCGAAUGGCGACACUUUUGGUAAUCGAGAUGAUGUUGACGACACCAUUUUAGACGCAGGAGACAGUGAUGAGCAACAUGUCACUAAUUCUAAUCAACAUUCAUCGGAUUCUGCGGCAGAAAGUAUAAUCAUCACAAGUGGAAUCAAAUGGCAUCUUAUUAUCAGUAUAUUAAUGGCGAUUGUCAAUUUUCGACAUUUAGUUUUCACAUAGUAAUUUUUUAGGAGACGAAAAAAGAAUUUCUUGUAUAAAACAAAUUUUGUGAUGAUGAAAUACGAUCAUGUUUUUGAGAAGGAAAUGAGAAAAAAAAAUUGGUGACAAUUUUUGAGAAAAUGUUCUAAGAUCAUAAGCAUUAUCAUCGACAUUCGAACAUUUCCUAUAUUCAAUUAUAGGUACACUGCCCUCGAUUAAUUCAAUCGAUGAUUAAAGUGCACUAAAAAAACAGAAAGACUGUUUCUUCAAUUGUGUACAAUUAUGUUAGAAUUUUUUUUUGUAUAAUUUAGCCGAAUAAUUAGUCUCGGAAAUUUUUUUCACAGUAUUUGCGAUUCGGAAUUUGCUGUUUUUUUCUUUUCUUUAAAGAACUUUAAAGAACUUUGUUUUUGUUUCAUUUAAAAGUUUUAAAGUUUAAACAAAAAAAUAAAAUAAAAAACAAGUGAAUUCAAAAUAAAAAAAAGUUAAUU
Molecule: messenger RNA, 2819 nt
Organism: Leptopilina heterotoma
Lineage: Eukaryota; Metazoa; Arthropoda; Insecta; Hymenoptera; Figitidae
Gene: Mmp1
Product: matrix metalloproteinase-14
Exons: 10
Coding region: 568-2352 (594 amino acids)
Biological process (GO): collagen catabolic process; extracellular matrix organization; proteolysis
Cellular component (GO): extracellular matrix
Molecular function (GO): metalloendopeptidase activity; zinc ion binding
Source: RefSeq, a predicted model, not a curated record